CUUGCUUUCCUUCUUCGGAGACCCUCCCGGCUGUCAGUCCUCACUUGCCAUUAAGGCAUAUCCUUUUGAUCUUUCAGUUUUAGCUUAUAUUGAUCCUGAAUUAACCUAUUUUUCUAUUCCUAGGGACAGAUAUUAUCGAAGAAAAUUAUUUUGUUUACUUUGAUGACCUGGUAAAACUUGCGGUUGUUGGAGUCCGCCGUGUUUACGUCCGCAGUCGCUGUCCGAGUUGCAAGUUUCAUAGACGCAACUCCGUUGAAGACGUAUACUUAUUAGUUUUAAACUUAUUUAUACUUUAUUGUAAGCUUUCGUGGUAGACUUGAAGGUUAUCACUGACGCACUAACAUUAAGAUUAACCCCUUAGGCCUCCAACGAUGACUUUCAGUUUUAUAGAGCUAAGAAAUUUAUUCUGAAUCACGACUCUGAGAUUACGUUAGUGAAUCCAUCGUCGUACUUACCGAGUAAAGCUCGUAUGUUAGAGUCUGGAAUAGUUAAAGCAUACAGCUGUGCCUUGUGUCAUGAAACAUCAAAGAAAUUGUAUUUUAAAUAUAUUGAAGUACCUAAAUAUAGCUUAGUGCUGGUAAAAGUGAAGAUUCACCUACAGGCCGGCCUGCCAGGCUAGGAAAUGCCAAUUGCCAUCCGUAGGAGUUAGCUAUAGGCUAAAUAACAUUUCUUAAUAAUGAAUGUUUGGUCAUCAGUGGUGAGGUCAGGGGGUGCGUUUCGAGGCAUUUUGUCCAGUCCCAAUGGCAUCGCAAGACCUUUAUACAACGCUUCUCGACACACACAGGCAGAGACAGUUAAUGCAUCUCCUAUUACAAAGAUGCCCAGACUUAAACAACUAAGAGAAUUGGAUCCCUUACCAUUCUCAUCAUUCCUGACAGAUUCCUUUGGUCGCAGGCAUUCUUACUUAAGGAUUUCCCUCACUGAGAGGUGCAACUUGAGAUGUCAGUAUUGUAUGCCAGAAGAAGGUGUGGCACUGACACCAAAACAGCAGCUAUUAACAACUCAGGAAAUUAUCCGAUUGGCAAGAUUAUUUAUUUCGGAAGGUGUAGAUAAAGUUAGGCUAACUGGAGGAGAGCCAAUGGUUCGGAAAGAUUUGGUCACUAUAGUAGAGGCUAUCUCAGAUCUUGGUGUCAAACAACUUGGCUUAACUACAAAUGGAUUGUUAUUGAAACGAAGGUUGCGGGAUCUCCACAAAGCAGGUCUAACGCACUUGAAUAUUUCCUUGGAUACCCUUAUACCCCCAAAAUUUGAACUUAUUACUAGAAGGCGAGGCUGGGAAAAAGUCAUUGAAGGAAUCAAUGAAGCUUUGGAACUGGGAUACUCACCUGUUAAGAUCAAUUGUGUUGUGAUGCGAGGCAGAAAUGAAGAGGAGAUAUUGAAUUUUGUCAAGUUUACGCAGGAUAAAGACAUUGAUGUCCGGUUUAUUGAGUACAUGCCUUUUGACGGAAAUAAGUGGGAUGACAAAAAAAUGGUGAGCUAUGCCGAAAUGUUGAGUACCAUAAGAGAAGUGCAUCCAGAUUUGAUAAAGAUUUUGGACAAGCCCAAUGACACAUCCAAGGCAUAUAAGGUACCAGGAUAUGCUGGACAAAUUGGUUUUAUCACUUCCAUGACUGAAAAUUUUUGUGGAACCUGCAGUCGGAUGAGAAUAACAGCUGAUGGUAACCUGAAAGUGUGUUUAUUUGGCUCAUCUGAGGUCUCUGUAAGGGACCUCAUACGCAGUGGAUGCUCAGAUACAGAUAUAUUAGAAGUCAUAGGAGGAGCUGUAAGCAGAAAGAAAAGACAACAUGCUGGUAUGCUGAAUCUGGCCAAGUUAAAGAAUCGACCAAUGAUAUUAAUUGGUAAAGGGACUUCUCUGCGCAACCAUCGUGGAUUACAGCUUAACUCCUUUUUGUUAUAUAUUAGGUCAAAUACUUUUAUAUAUAACAGCGUCUCAUUGCACACUACACAUUUGUUUAGAAAGGGCGAUUCUUCAUCUUCUAGUAAUGAAAUAUAUUCCCAACCAAAUGGGCCAGACAAGCUGCAGAGCAGUUGCAAUCCUCUUGAUAAAGUAGACAAAUAUUUUAGCUCUGAACAUGCUUUGACAGCGGAAUUUAAUCACAACAACAAUUUUUGGAAGAAGUUUGGUGAAUCAUACAUGGAAGGUGCUUCAAAUGAAGCAGUGUCAAACAUCUCUGAAAUUUUACCAACCUCUGAAAUUUUAUCAACUACAGGUGAUAUUGCAGAGAGUGCACCAACGUUAAGUCAUGUAGAUGCAAAGGGUGAAGCACAAAUGGUUGAUGUGGCUGGGAAGCAAGUAACUAGAAGAAAAGCAGAAGCAAAGGCUGAGGUUUACUUAGGAGCUGAAGCUUUUCAUUUAGUUAAAGAAAAUAAAAUGAAGAAAGGUGAUGUUCUUGGGGUUGCAAGGAUUGCAGGCAUUAUGGCAGCCAAGAAGACCUCGGAAUUAAUUCCCCUAUGCCAUCCUUUACAAGUAGAUCAUGUAGAAGUACAGCUUAGCUUACAAGAGAAAGUUGAAGAUGGAAGAGAAUUUUUUGUUUCCAUUAAGACAAGUGCUUCAACAUCAGGACGGACAGGUGUUGAAAUGGAAGCGCUCACAGCAGCAUCAGUAGCAGCACUCACUGUAUAUGACAUGUGUAAGGCUGUGAGUCAUGAAAUUGUGAUCUCAGGUAUUUGCUUAUUGAGUAAAACUGGAGGAAAACAAGAUUACUACUGUAAAUAAACAAGAAUUUUUUAAUCUUGAUUGAUAACAUGUAUUUAGACUGCAAUAUUUUUUUUAGCCUGAUAUCUACCUACAUUACAGCAUGAUAAUAGUAAUGCUGGAAAAAGAAUCACAUAUUGCUCAUUUUUAGGUAUGUAUAGAGUAUAUUAUCUGUAUGCUUUAGAAAUGUGAUUUAUAAGACAUUAAUGGUGCUCUUGUGUAAUUUUUUUAUUGUACAUAAAAUAAGCUUUGAUUGGAUCUAAUCGGAUCAGCUCAAUGGCUGAAUUAUAGUAAAGCCACUUGGUCUAGACAUUUUUAAUGAAUUAAUAACUAGAAAUACUUUAUGAUCAUUUGUGAAUGGCAAAUCAAAGUGGUUUAGCAGUUUUGACAGUAUAAAUUUUUAUUAUACUUUUAGUACCUUGUAAGGUUGGUGCUGUAAUUGUUUUUUUUUUCUUCAAUAUUUUAUACAGAUGCAAAACUAUUGUUACCUUAUAUACAAACACACUUGCAUAUCAUUGCUUUAGUAUUCAGUUAGUUUACCUGAUGUGAUGGGAUUUACGAUUCUAAAAUCCCUAAAAUAAUGUAGACUAUCAUUGUAAAAUUCUUAAAAUAAUCCAAACCAUCAAUCCGUCCACAUUUGAAAAUGGGGCAAUUUUCAACUAAUAUAAAUAAUGCAGUACCCCUUCAUCCCCAAGUCUUUAUCUUCCUCCUUAACCUUCAUCCAUGGUAGAGCACUUACAGAUAAGUUUUCUGAUUUCAUAGUUGUCUUCUUUUGAUUUUCAUCCAUGGUUUAUGAGCAAACCCUAUGACCAAGACGCCAGAAAUUAGACUUCUGUUUUAGUUAAGUUGUUACAGAUAAUUUAAGUAAGGAUAGUCAUCAAGUCUGUGAGUGUUAAGUUGAGUAUUUUAUGGAUUGGUGUAUGGAAUGCUUUAUUAGUGGAAAGAUAUUUGAUCAUUUGAUUCUCAAUUUACAGCUUUCUAAAGAAGAAAAAGGGACAAAAUCCAUUAUGUAAUCCGGUAAGAGUAUGUAUCUCAUACUUAGAAUCAUACUUAGAAGUUGAGUAUUAUAGUAACAAAAUGGUUAAAUUAGUUUAUAUAGAAAUUAUUGAAAAGGGUUGUGAGGAGUUUUAUAUUCUGAAAGUUACAGAUGCCUUAAUAAGCUUAUGAUGAUUGAUGGCAGAAGUAUUAAGUUGUUAAGUUCUGUUAAUCCUUGAGGGUUUAAGACAGUACAUUAUAUUUGUCUUAUUUACAUGUUACAAAGAUACUAACAGUUAUUAUUUCGGUAUUUGAGUACUAAUAUAUUUUCAUGAUGUUAAAAAUUAGGGAAAAAAUCAGCAUUUCUUUACUUGAAUAGGUGUCAAAUAAACUUACAUGCACAGUGUCUUUUGUCACGGGAAGUAACAAGAUGGUGUGACUAGAGAGUUGGCAUGGAAGUAUGGCUAUUUAAAAUUAAUUAGUUAGUAAAAGAAAUUGUUUUAAAUUGUAAAAACAUUGUUUCAAAAGAGCAAGAAGCCAAAGCAGACACAUUUCACCUAAAUUGACUGGAGAGGCAUGCAGCGAAUGGAUAAUUGCAAGUAAGUCUUCUUAAUUUCUAAAGCUAUUGCUAAAAGGUUUUGGAAUUAUAGUACAGUGGUAGUAUCACAUUAAAUAAAUUUUAUAUAGUUUCCUUUCCUAAAUGCAAAGAUUUUGUCAGCCUGCAGAUAGAUUUGUAGCCUUUAUAGAUUAAGCAUUUGGUACAUCAAAACUAAACCUCAGGUUUGUUAGCUGUGAAAAAUACAAAUUUAUUAAAAAAAUUUCAGAGUCAGACUUCUAAUUUAAAUCUUAAAGGCCAGUAAAAAUAGAAGGGCUCAGAGUACAUCUGAUAUUUUUAUAGAAUCAAUUUUUCAUCCAUUAUCUUCAUUGAUUUAGUUUUUCCAUGUACACCUAACAUGCAGUUGCAUUGGAAUGCUUGCAUACUCAUGGAUUUCUCCACUCUUGAGCAUUUCUGUCCACCAUUCAAGUUUUCUCACUUCCCAUUUCCAUAAGCUUUUACAAUGAAAUCUAUAGUAGUUUGUAUUUUAUUUUGGGAAGGCAUUUGCCAAUAGUAUGCACACACUUCCUUGAGGAAAAGAUGUAGUGAACAUCUCUAAAAUGAAUUGCAUUUGCCAAUCAUUGUGAAUACUCCAAUGAAAUUUAGGUAAGAAGAUGAUGAGAAUGAUGUUGAAUAUUUGUUUGUAGUCCUCUGCUAAUGGGCUAAAAAAUUUGUAUAAUUUAGUUGUCAAGGAUACUGCUGGUAUUGCUCUCCAAAGGAUAUACCUCAGUCCCAUAUUUUCCAUGAGUGUAACAUUGUUAAAUGCUGCAUACCACCAAGAUAUCUAUUAAGAUAACUUUUGUUUCAUAGGUGCCAAAGUAUAUACGAGAACAAAUUAUUUCGCAAAUAUUGCUGCACAAAAAAAGCAUUACUUGACAGUAAAUUUAGAUAUCACCCUGCUGUCACCCACUUUGUUUUUUUUAACUGGAUCCAGCUAGCACUGAGAGAUUAUUCCGUACGUAAAGACUUUAGGUUUGUAGUUAUGAUAAAUAAAAAUUGAUUAAAGAUUUAUCUUAUUUUAAAGAGUAAGAAAAUUGUUUUUCAUUUCAUGUGGUGAGUUUCUUCAUUAUUGAAUUUUAGGAUGUAGGAACCAUAGAUAUUGAAAAAUCACAUGGUAUGACAUAAAAUUGUUCCCAUUUGGAAGUAAAAAAAAAAAAAAGUGUCAAAACAUUUCCAGUAAUAUUCCAAUUUUUCUAAAAAUAUUUAAAUGCAGAAGAUAGAGUUGGUAGUAAGUGGCUGACAGCAUGUCAGGUUAAUACUUGAGUGCAAGUUUACAGAAGACUACAGAGUUGAAAUUCAGUCAGAUGUUGUAAAGCACACAGCCGGAAUGUAAGUUAAAGUCACAACAAAAAAAGGAGCUACUAAAAAAAAUGUUUGACAACAGGGCUACUGCUUUAUGGAGAUUUAACGCCAUCUCUGAUAGGCCUUCACACACACCUAGGAAGGAUGCUUAAGUUAAGUAGCAUUAGCUCAUCUGCCUUUCUGUAUAUCCAAUGUUUUUCCUUUCUCUUUAGGAUGUGUUCAGACAAUUGAGCAAGACUUUACUUCAAAAUUUAAAAAAAGCAUGACAUCAAAAGUGGUAUAAGAAUAAUAGUUACAAAUGUUGGUGCAAUCGGUCUACUUUCAUGUUUCAUGUUUAUGGCCCUCAAUGUAUUCAUAUGUAUACUGACUUUAAUCGUUUCCCAUCCUUAUUUUUUGCCCUUUUUUCUUUUUCUAUAUGUGAAUGCAUGCAAUGGAUGUUAUCAGUGGCAUAUCUUUCAUAUUUUGGUUAAAUGGUGAUGCCUGCUAUAUGGUGUUGUGAUAAGUUGAGUAUUUACGGUAAUCCAUUUCUAUGCUGCAUGUAUUAUAGUACUCUUUUUAGUUUAUAUAAUUUAGCUGCUAACUUUGCUUUUUAUAGAUGAUAGUCCUUAAAGGUUCAGCCCUUGACUGUCUAAUUGAUUGGUAAAGGUAAUACUGUACUUCAUGCAUUGUAUUACUAUUAUAUAAAGGAUUAGUUUAUCCAGACCUCUGAGCCUUAUAAAGGGUCUUCUCGGGCUGUGAGCCUUAUAAAGGCGCUUCUCAGGCUAGUUUCCAUUCAUUGUAACAGGUUAUGUCUUAAAUUGAACUCAUGUUAGAUGAUUUUAUGAAGUGUAAAAUGAGAAAGUGGCUGUAUCGAUAUAAAAUUUGGUGUGAUUAGUGGGCUGCUAUAGGAAUUUUUUGUGAAUUAAAUGUAACUACCUAUUAGAUUUUAAUGCUUUAUGGUCAAAUAAGUGACUGUUGAAAAUUUGAAAAUCUUCAUACAAUGAUUCCAGUAUGAAUUACCAGUGCUCUAGUCUCAGGUAAUAUAUCUUAAUCUAUUUUUAUAAAUUUUAAGCAAAGUGGCAAUCUACCAUGACUUGAUAUGAUAAAGUUAUUUACUUUUAGUGAUUAUUGACUGUAAAUAUUUACUGAAUUGUUAGUGCCAGUAAUAGACUACCAAAAAGUAGAGGCAGUGUUAAACAAUAUGUAAUACUGGUUAUUAGAUUUUGUUAUAAAUUUUAUCAAUAAAUUAUAUACUGUGAGUUAUUGUUUCAA
Messenger RNA from Macrobrachium nipponense, 6818 nucleotides. Its product is annotated as molybdenum cofactor biosynthesis protein 1-like. Lineage: Eukaryota; Metazoa; Arthropoda; Malacostraca; Decapoda; Palaemonidae. The coding region runs from base 677 to 2716 and encodes 679 amino acids. Gene Ontology annotation, biological process: Mo-molybdopterin cofactor biosynthetic process. The record is from RefSeq and is a predicted model, not a curated record. Gene Ontology annotation, molecular function: GTP 3',8'-cyclase activity; 4 iron, 4 sulfur cluster binding; cyclic pyranopterin monophosphate synthase activity. The transcript is spliced from 10 exons.